CUUUUUUGCUAUUUCGUGGAAAAUAAAAAAUGAUCUGAAGUACAGAAAAUACAUUUUUAAAAAACAAAUUCUGAAAAUUAACAAUUAGAGAAAAAGAAAAGAAAAGGAAAAAAAAAAGAUUUCUAGUAGAAAGAGAGAAGGGCGUGAAUUCCUGAGCGAGAGAUUCUUCGCCGGAGUAAUCUCUUUGCGUGAUCUUACCGGCUGCUUAAUUCGUCUUCGCCUGAUUCGUUGGUUUCAAAAUUCGUCUCUCUCUUUCAAUCGGAGGUUAAUUGUUUUUCUGUUUGGGGGUCAAAGCGAAGAUGGUGAACGCUAUGGUGGAGAGAGCGACGAGCGAGAUGCUGAUCGGGCCUGAUUGGGCUAUGAACCUCGAGAUCUGUGAUAUGCUCAAUAGCGAUCCAGCGCAAGCAAAAGAUGUUGUGAAAGGCAUUAAAAAACGGAUUGGUAGCAGGAAUCCAAAAGCUCAGCUUCUUGCCUUAACUCUGCUUGAGACAAUAGUGAAGAACUGUGGUGACAUGGUUCAUAUGCAUGUGGCUGAGAAAGGUGUUAUUCAUGAGAUGGUCCGGAUAGUUAAGAAGAAGCCGGACUUCCAUGUCAAAGAGAAGAUUCUGGUCCUUAUCGAUACAUGGCAAGAGGCCUUUGGUGGCCCUAGGGCAAGAUAUCCACAAUACUAUGCAGGAUACCAGGAAUUGUUGCGUGCUGGUGCUGUUUUCCCUCAGAGAUCAGAGAGAUCAGCUCCUGUGUUCACACCUCCUCAAACACAGCCUUUGACAUCUUACCCUCCAAAUCUUCGUAACGCUGGACCUGGUAAUGAUGUGCCUGAACCUUCAGCAGAGCCAGAAUUUCCGACUCUAAGUUUGUCGGAGAUUCAAAAUGCAAAAGGUAUCAUGGAUGUGCUUGCGGAGAUGCUGAGUGCAUUAGAGCCCGGAAACAAGGAGGAUCUCAAACAAGAGGUUAUGGUCGAUCUGGUGGAGCAGUGUCGUACAUACAAACAAAGAGUGGUGCACCUCGUCAACUCGACUUCGGACGAGUCUUUGUUAUGUCAAGGUCUGGCUUUGAAUGAUGACUUGCAGCGUGUCUUAACCAAUUAUGAAGCAAUUGCUUCUGGAUUACCUGGAACUUCUUCUCAGAUCGAGAAGCCCAAGUCCGAGACAGGAAAAUCCCUUGUUGAUGUUGAUGGUCCACUUAUUGAUACAGGGGACAGCAGUAAUCAGGCGAACGGAGCUACAUCGAGCUCUGGUAACGGGGUUCUAAAUCAGUUGGCCCUCCCUGCACCACCUGUAACUAAUGGUUCAGCCAAUUCCAAAAUAGACCUCCUCAGUGGCGAUGAUCUUGCCCUUGUUCCUGUUGGACCUCCUCAGCCAGCAAGUCCGGUUGCAUCAGAUCAAAAUGCACUCGCCCUUAUCGACAUGUUCUCAGAUAAUACUAAUAAUCCAAGUCCUGCAACUGCACCAAGUGGCAAUCCAGCUCAGAAUAUUCCUUUGAAUCCUCAAGGGCACCAACAACCAAAUAGUCAAGCUGGAGAAGCUGGAUUACAACAAUCCAAUGGAUUUGCGCCUCAAGUGGGUUAUUCGCAGUUUGAGCAGCCAUCAUACGGGCAAGGAGUCUCUUCUCCCUGGAGCAGUCAGCCUGCACAGCAACCAGUCCAGCCAUCUUAUGGUAAUAUAUAUAAACAGUUUUUGUUUUUCACACAUCUGGAGAUUAGAUUGCAGUAUGCCAAUGUUUCUCUGGUUAUGGCAACAAGGAGAAAGAAUUUCCUUCUUUUGGAUUCAGAAGAAUCAGCUUCAAUUGUGUCUCAUGUCUAAUCAUUAAUUGUUCUGUUUUUAUGGUAAUCUUGUAAUAUAAAGAAGGUGCCCAAGACAGUACGGCAUUUCCACCUCCCCCAUGGGAAGCUCAGCUCCAAGACUAUAGUCCCUCUGCGGAGUCAGGAAGUCCGUUUUCUCCUGGAAUGCAUCCAACUCAGACUGCCUUCACACAUGCUCAACCAGUUAACAACAACAAUCCAUAUCCUCAAAUUCCCCAAACCGGGCCACCAGUCAACAAUAACAGUCCAUAUGCUCAAAUGCCCCAAACAGGUCAAGCAGUUGCCAACAUCAGUCCAUAUCCUCAAAUUCCACAAAACGGCGUGUACAUGCCAAACCAACCAAAUCAGGCUCUUGGGUCAGGCUAUCAACCACAGCAACAACAGCAGCAGCAGAUGAUGAUGGCUCAGUACUAUGCCCAACAGCAACAGCUACAGCAACAACAACAGCAACAGGCGUAUGGAAACCAGAUGGGAGGAUACGGAUAUGGCUAUAAUCAACAGCAACAAGGAAGCAGCCCAUAUCUGGACCAGCAAAUGUACGGUUUAUCCAUGAGAGACCAGACAUCGCAUCAGGUAGCAUCAUCAUCAUCUACCACAUCUUAUCUGCCUCCAAUGAAACCUAAGAAUAAACCAGAGGACAAGCUAUUUGGGGAUCUUGUGGACAUCUCCAAAUUCAAGCCUACAAAACCGACUUCCGGAAGAGCUGGUACCAUGUGAAAAUUCCUCCAUCCAUUCAUCAUUUACCAGUAUUCAUCUCCUCUAUCCUCCUCAGCUAACUCUCUUUCUUCUCUUUGUUAAGCUUUUUUCAUCAUUGAUUUUAUUACCCUCUUGGGAGAUAACAUAGAUAUACAUAUGUGUUAUGUUCUUCCUUAUAAUUUACCGUUGGUUAUGGGUUUGUAUAUUUCUUGUAGAGAAAAGAAAACUGGAAAAUCUUUUGUUGAGAACUCAGCGAUUUGGGGUUUGUCUCGAGAUUCUAUUUUAGGACAUUUUAAUCUCUCAUUUGUAUUUUCAGACCUUUUAUUUGUUAUAUCCAUUGGCAAUAAAGUUUGAUAUCAAUU
Molecule: messenger RNA, 2859 nt
Organism: Arabidopsis thaliana (thale cress)
Lineage: Eukaryota; Viridiplantae; Streptophyta; Magnoliopsida; Brassicales; Brassicaceae
Product: ENTH/VHS/GAT family protein
Exons: 9
Coding region: 300-1802 (500 amino acids)
Biological process (GO): protein transport to vacuole involved in ubiquitin-dependent protein catabolic process via the multivesicular body sorting pathway
Cellular component (GO): cytoplasm; membrane
Molecular function (GO): ubiquitin binding; phosphatidylinositol binding
Source: RefSeq, marked reviewed